Molecule: messenger RNA, 485 nt
Organism: Aaosphaeria arxii CBS 175.79
Lineage: Eukaryota; Fungi; Ascomycota; Dothideomycetes; Pleosporales
Exons: 1
Coding region: 182-436 (84 amino acids)
Source: RefSeq, a predicted model, not a curated record
AUCCCCUCCAGCAUCAUUCAAGCAUGUGCUGCGUUGCGUCGACGGUUCGCCCACUGCAUGCGUCAGAUCCCAUGUACUCUACUGUACAUGAACAUACAGUACAUGAAUAGCUACAGUGCGUCAGGAGUGUCACAUGAAUGAACCAGGCAAACUUAAACAGACAAGGGCCUGCGUCUGCGAUAUGUACUUGAGUCUAGGAAGCUUGCACUGCUUAGGUUGGGCACUUCUGUGGCUGGCCUCUCCUGAUAUUGCGUGCAUAUGGCCGCUGCAACAGGCUUUUGACGGCCGCUGUCGAGGUGAUCAAGAGGACGACUGGGCGUCAUGCAAGUCAGAGGCCAAAAUGGGUGUGUCGGCAAGCGUAGCGACGCGGUCAGAGAGUGAACGUGGUAAGAAAGCGGGGACGCCAUGUUUCUCGGAUCGACAAUUUGUGGGGUAAUAGCUCGAGCGAACGAAUUCGGUCCAAUUUCAACACGUCUCGCUUGCUU